Orbicella faveolata is the source of this 4612-nucleotide messenger RNA. RefSeq lists its product as uncharacterized. Lineage: Eukaryota; Metazoa; Cnidaria; Anthozoa; Scleractinia; Merulinidae. The record is from RefSeq and is a predicted model, not a curated record. Gene Ontology annotation, molecular function: protein binding; ADP binding.
CCAGACCUUUUCGGUCACGGCAGCCGUAGUAGCACCAGCCGUAAUGAUUUGCUUAAACUCCCUAAUUGCUUUUUAACGUCUCAGUUUUGAGUCGUAACAACCAUCAAUGAAAAAUCAAGCUUUGUACGCUACCUAUAAAUAUAGAAUUUAAUAAUUGCUUUCCGCUUAGUUUUUGGUUUUUGGUUUUCCUGUUCUCUCUUGAUAACGUUUUCUUACUAAGGUCUCGCUCAUUUUCUCAAACUCUUACAAGCUGCGAGGCCACGAACGCCGGAAGUGACAUUGGAUUUUUGCGUUUGACCGCUGUCAAAUCGUAAAAAUCUGGAGACCUAAUAACGUCGUAGCUUGUUAGAGAUAAAAGUAUGUCGCUCGUAAUUCGUAGUCAAAGACCCUAAUGCCUUCGCAUUAAUUCAUGUCUCUGGGACGUUAUAAUUAAGAAAAGAACAGAAAUGCUUCAGAAUUUUCAGGUCAUUUAUAUUAAUGAGAAUUUCCCUUUCUUUGCCAGAUCAACAUACGGGCGCCACUGCUUCAUCGCCAACACAGGAAAGUUGCGCAGAUCAACAUACGGGCGCCACUGCUUCAUCGCCAACACAGGAAAGUUGCGCAGAUCAACAUACGGGCGCCACUGCUUCAUCGCCAACACAGGAAAGUUGCGCAGAUCAACAUACGGGCGCCACUGCUUCAUCGCCAACACAGGAAAGUUGCGCAGAUCAACAUACGGGCGCCACUGCUUCAUCGCCAACACAGGAAAGUUGCGCAGAUCAACAUACGGGCGCCACUGCUUCAUCGCCAACACAGGAAAGUUGCGCAGAUCAACAUACGGGCGCCACUGCUUCAUCGCCAACACAGGAAAGUUGCGCAGAUCAACAUACGGGCGCCACUGCUUCAUCGCCAACACAGGAAAGUUGCGCAGAUCAACAUACGGGCGCCACUGCUUCAUCGCCAACACAGGAAAGUUGCGCAGAUCAACAUACGGGCGCCACUGCUUCAUCGCCAACACAGGAAAGUUGCGCAGAUCAACAUACGGGCGCCACUGCUUCAUCGCCAACACAGGAAAGUUGCGCAGAUCAACAUACGGGCGCCACUGCUUCAUCGCCAACACAGGAAAGUUGCGCAGAUCAACAUACGGGCGCCACUGCUUCAUCGCCAACACAGGAAAGUUGCGCAGAUCAACAUACGGGCGCCACUGCUUCAUCGCCAACACAGGAAAGUUGCGCAGAUCAACAUACGGGCGCCACUGCUUCAUCGCCAACACAGGAAAGUUGCGCAGAUCAACAUACGGGCGCCACUGCUUCAUCGCCAACACAGGAAAGUUGCGCAGAUCAACAUACGGGCGCCACUGCUUCAUCGCCAACACAGGAAAGUUGCGCAGGUAUAAUGAACUUUGAUGGUGAAGAUGCUGGUGAAGAAGCUUUAUCUCCAACGCAGGGAACUAGUCCAGAGCAACCAGAGGAAACUGGUGAACAGGAAACAGGCAGUCCAGGUUCCAUAGCCCCAUUAUCAGAAACUACUGCAGGAGCCUGCAGAGAUUUUUCCCAGCUCCCCCAAACAAUACCUCAUUUUGUCGGUCGUGUCGAGGAAUGCGAUGCCAUUCGCAGAUACCUCUGUCCAACACACAAUUGCAGAUGUGUUCUCGUCCAUGGCGUUACUGGUGUGGGUAAAACAAGCACGGCUAUCAAGGUGGCGAACGACAGAUUGAACUCCGACAGUCGCACCGUGGUUGUCUAUGUCAACUGCAGGUGUAUAAAUUCUCUGGAUGAUUUCGCAGGAAAGGUUCUUCAACAAGUUUACCAUUAUCCUGUAGAGGACCCGAUAUCUGAACUGAAAAAUCGUCUGAAAAGCCAAGAUCGCUACACGGUGUUGUUGCUGGACAACUUUGAAUUUCUGCUGCAUUUGGGCGACAUUGGGCAAGAAACUCCCCAUGAAGGAGCAAUGGUACAAAACUCAGCAUGCGAAGAAUCGAAGAUCAUGAAUUACAUCACUGAAAUGGUCAAAAUGUCGAGAAAAAUCAAGUUGCUGAUCACCUCAUCGGAGAAAGUUGUGUUUCCGGGCUUAGGGCAGGAAAAGGUCCAUCUGGCUUGCUUUAACCCAGAAGAAUCAUUUCAGCUCUUGCAAAAAGCUUGUGGAGAAAGGGUAGAAAACCAACAAUGCGUGCACCAGCUAUCAGAGAUUUGUAGCGGCAUUCCACUCGUUCUCUACACCUUAGCCUUGUCGCACAGCGACCUUCUUACUCUCGUGAAACUUAUGAACUGCUCAUCGCCACACGAUAAAUUUGAGUUCUUAAGAAAGAUUCAGGCAGUCCCAAAGGAAGAGAAGAUCGGUGUUUGCCUUGACAUUUGCUUUGGCAGACUUACCGAACAAGAAAAGAACACGCUUAUAACAUUAGCACUUCUUAGAGAGCGCUUUACUCUGCCUAGAGCUGAACAGAUUUUUCGUGCAUUGAUGGUGAGCGAACAUCAGCUCUCAAAAGAUGCAUUGGAACUGGCAAAGCGAUCUCUUUUGGAACAAAACAUCGUUGGGGGUGUUUGCUUUUAUACUUUUCUCAGAGUCAUUCGCGAGUACUGUGGAAAGAAGGCAUCAGAUCAACCAGGUUUUCGUGAGGUCUUUGUCAAUGCGCGGAAUGUGUUCAUCGAUCACUUCUUUACGUUCCUAGCGAAAACAUUUAGACUGUUCUUGAGCAAGAACGCUUCAGACGCAAUCACAGAUUUCCAACAGGACGAAGAGAACAUCAUGCAACUUAUUGAGUGGUGUGACAAUGGAGAAAUGACUGCAGAUCAAAUUGGUAUUUGCAUCGAUUUCUUCAACAGCGUUGGGGAGCUUCUGGCAAAGAUGAUUGGAAAGGAGAAAUAUGAAUUUGUUUUCAAAUUGUUGAGAAGGAAGUCUGAAGAAAUGAGAGAUCAAAAGAGAUUGAGUGAGUGCCUCACCUCCCUGGGGAUCAAACAAGUGUUCCACUGCUCGUGUUCACCAGGUCUGUGUGGUGUAGCCGCGGAACGAGCCAAGGAAUAUUUGGUGGAAGGAGACAGAAUUCAGAGCAGUCUGGACUUGGACAUCAACACUGGAAAUAGCCGGGCUCAAUGUCUUUCCAAACUUGGUCGAUGUCUCGCAAAGGAAGGCCAAUUCCUUGAAGGGAAAGAGAAGAUCCAGCAGGCAAUCGACAUUAGACGACGACAUGGGGACGAGGACAUCAUCAUGCUUGCGGCAACAUACAAUGAUAUGGCAGUGGCCUUAUCGCUCGAAGGAGACCACCAGGAAGCCAUUUUAGUCAGAGAACGACAGACCCUUCCAAUUUACAGGGAGCAGCUGGGUGAUCAUCCCUUCACGGCAACCAUCCUCAACAAUCUGUCCAAUAACUACUAUGCUCUUGGUCAAUACGACAACGCUAAACAGUAUUCAGAUGAAGCACUGAGGAUGCGACUUGAGUUGCUGAAGGAUCAUCGUGACACGGCCAAGUCUCUAUUUGAUCUUGGUAUGGUGCACAAAGAAAGGGGAGAACUCCAGGAAGCGAAAGAAUGUCUUGAAAGGUCUCAGACCAUCCAGGAGAAGGUGCUGGAUGACAACAUCAGGGAUCUUCAACGAACCAGAGAUGAGAUUGAAGAACUGCGCAACCGUCUUGCCCACCAACAGCUGGAGCAAGAUCGACCGAGUAGGGGGACACAAUCAGAGUUUGUAAAUGUAGAUAUGGUUGAUGUUUUAAUCUGAUCCCAGCAUGAAACCUAACACGAAGAGAAGCUGGGGGUUUUCUCAUUUAUUAAUGCGUGCUGGGAUUAGGCUUCUAAUUUAAAACGUUAGUUGUAGUCAGCAAAGGAUUAUCGAUAGCUUAAAAGAUCGAAGCAAUUAAGGUAUCUUUGACAGGUUGUACUAAAAUUAAAUUACCUUACAUGUAGCGGAUCCAAACAAACGAGACGGUUUUGGGAUCUUUUGGUGUUACCAACUACUAAGUGUUUCCUAAAAACAAAUGAAAAUGUUUCUUAGCAACCAUUUCAGAGGACAAUUUGGCACAUCUGAAUGUGCAGCGAACGUUAUUAAAGAAGCUCUCGCAUAGAUAUUUAGGAAUUAAUAACUUCAGUUUCCAGUCUGUGGAAUUAUUCUAUCGAGUACUAAGGUGCUAAUAUCCUUGUCCUCGUCUGUUGAUGACCUAAUAUCACAUUUUAUUGUGCUGCCUUUGUAUGUUUUACGAGUCUUGUAGUAUUUCAGUAGGUUUAGUAGAGAUGCGCGCUCAUCAGAGAGGAUGACGGGCAUUGAAUCGAUUACCUUAAGCUAGCUAUGCAUAUAUGCGCGGCACCAAAGAGUCAGAUUUAGGCAAAUAAAAGAAAAAAUGAUUUUUUUCACUCUUGAAGGUGGGAAGUAACCUUUACAUUUUUCAUAUAAAAUUGUUUCUACACCUACGAAAUUUAUUUCAUGCAAAGAAGGAUACCUUGGCGGAAAACAAAAUCUCCAAGCGCUCCAGAGCGAUUGGAAAUUUCAGUAAUUAAUAUCUUGACGUUUUCAGCUUAAGGUUUACAUUUUACAUUUCGUGGUGAUAACUAAAGACAAAAGUGUGGUUAAGACUCGCGCCUAUGGAUUGAUAGAUUCCCUUGGAAAUUUUUUAUGUUCCAAAAGACUACAAUUCGUACGU